AUAAACCAAACAGGGUAAAUAAUUUAAUCAAACCAAAUCAAUUAUCCAAAUUAACCAACAAAAUUAUCGACAUACUAUGGGUUAAAACGGUUGUCAUGAUAUUAUAACCACUCCGAACACCCUAGUCGGUAGCAUAGAUCCGGGGCUAAACGUUAAACUUCGACGGAAAUGACAAAAGUCGCAGUUCGGCGUUCGGUGAAAACACGAUAGAAGGAAGAGGGAGCCUAGAACGAAAUUUCUUUCCUCUCUCCUCCGUCCUUAACUCCCUUCCCUCAGUGGUCACUGACUGGUCAGCAGCAAAGCGGGCGUCUUGCUUCAGUCCGACUGUCGGAGUAAGUUUCUGUCAAAUCUCCUCUUUGGAAACUCUGGAAAUAUCGACUUGACGAAUUUCCUAAUCUUCAGUCUUUCAUGAUCAUCCAUCGUUAAGGUUUCCAUCUUUAACUGCUUCUCCUCUCGUAUGCUCUUUUCAUUCGGGUUCUUGCCAAAUGAGCUGUCAAAUUUGUCCUUUCUCUGAGCUUUUCUUUUGGCAUUUUGUCAACUAUUAGCGGCAGCUGCUGCGUCCCUGUUUGAUUUGUAUGAAUUUGGGGUUUAUGGGGUUUUAAUUCCUGUGAAGGUCUGCCAUUCAGAUUGUGAACAGAAAGGAAGAAGCAAUGGCUGCCGCUAAUAACAACACUCCACCAAAGAGCUUAGGGCAAUCCUCAUCCCCAUUUGGGAUCAUCAACUCGUCGAUUCCUCCUAACCAAGGGUUCUCGCAGUCGCAAGGACAUCCCCAAAUAGGUUCCGGGUUGCAGAAUCAGUUCCAGUUGUCUCAAGCUCAAGCGAAUGCACAGGCCCAGUUGAAAGCACAGGCUCAGGCUCACGCAGCUCAAUUCCAAGCUGCUCACGCUCAACUCCAGGCGCAAAUGCAGGCUCAAGGGAUCGCCAUUAAUCAGACCCUGAAUCCCGGAAUGAGCAACUUGGCCGGCGUGAAGCGGCCUCCCUUCCAGAAACCACCUGGCCGACCUCCAGGAAUCCCCACCAUGGUCUCCCCACUUCCAAAAUCCAUGAAUUCAUCACCAGCCGCCGCAGCCGCUCGAAGUAAGAUGCAGAAACUUCCAGUGAAACAACAGCUGCCGGAGAGAGUAGCAUCUAUUCUCCCAGAGUCUGCUCUUUACACCCAGCUGCUCGAGUUCGAGUCCCAUGUUGAUGCUGCUCUUACAAAAAAGAAACUGGACAUUCAUCAAGCACUUAAGACCCCUCCUUCAGUGCAGAAAACGUUAAGGAUUUAUGUGUUCAAUACAUUUGCCAAUCAGGUCAAGACAAUCCCACAGAAGCCGAAUGCCGAACCACCUUCUUGGACACUCAAGAUCAUUGGGAGGAUUUUGGAAGAAGGGGUUAACCCUAACCCGCCUGGAGUAGUUCAGAAUUUUAAUCCAUUGUACCCAAAGUUCUCGUCUUUCUUCAAAAGGGUGUCCAUUUCCUUGGAUCAGAGACUAUAUCCUGAUAAUCACGUCAUCUUAUGGGAGCAAGCUCGUUCGUCUUCACCUCAUGAAGGUUUUGAAGUGAGUAGAAAGGGUGAUAAAGAGUUCCUAGCUCAUAUAGGUUUGGACAUGAACUAUGUUCCCGAGAAGUUCAAGUUAUCUCCAGCUUUGUCUGAAGUUCUGGGGAUCGAGGUAGAGAGCCGGCCUAGGGUGAUAGCUGGAAUCUGGCAUUAUGUGAAAGCUAAGAAGCUGCAUUGCGCAGAUGACCCAGCCUUUUUUAACUGUGAUCCACCUCUGCAGAAAGUAUUUGGGGAGGGGAAAAUGAAGUUCACAACGGUUGCACAGAAGAUAUCUCAGCAUUUGUUUGCACCUAAACCAAUACAUUUGGAACAUCAAGUUAAACUUUCAGGAGUUAGUCCAGUGGGGACUGCCUGCUAUGAUGUUGUGGUGGACUUUCCACUUCCUAUCCAGAGGGAAUUGACAGUAAUGCUGGCUAAUGCUGAGAAGAGCAGGGAGCUUGAUGCAUGUGAUGGGUCGAUAACUAAUGCCAUUAGGAAAAUUCAUGAGCAUCGUAGAAGACGGGCUUUCUUUCUUGGGUUUAGUCAGUCUCCUGUGGAGUUCAUCAAUGCUCUGAUUGAAUCCCAAAGCAAAGACUUGAAGCUUGUGGUAGGGGAACCCAGUCGGAGUGCUGAGAAGGAGCAGCGUGCAGAUUUCUUCAGCCAGACCUGGGUUGAAGAUGCUGUUAUUCAGUACUUAAACAGGAAGCCUGCUGUAGCAAGUGACGCUGCUCGCAGUGUUUAGUUCGAAACUUCUAAUCUAUCAAAUUGUCCGACAGCUAACUCUAGUUUUGUGGAUAUACUUUAACCAAGCAUUUAAAGUUCGGAUUGGUGCUUAUCAACAGCUGUUAAAUGUGCUUCUUGUUGUAUAACUAAAAAAUCGUUGUAGCUUGAUUUUAGACAGAAUCGUCCAUGUACCUCAGUGAAGGUACGAUGGAUACCAUGGUGUUGUUUGUUCUCUUAUUUAUGACCAAAAUGUUAGCCGAAGUUCAUAGCCUGUUUCUGGAUACAAAUGGCAUUAGUUUUUGGAUACAAAUUAGGUAGGGUUAUUAAAUGGGUUGUCUUCUUUCAGAAGAUGGUAGCCAAGUUAUGCGCAAAGCUCGAAUCGUUUCGAAAAGAAGGGACAAUAUAAGCCAUGGGUUCCA
Molecule: messenger RNA, 2661 nt
Organism: Linum trigynum
Lineage: Eukaryota; Viridiplantae; Streptophyta; Magnoliopsida; Malpighiales; Linaceae
Source: the annotation of a GenBank genome assembly